This is a messenger RNA of Ictalurus furcatus (blue catfish), 2847 nucleotides long. It is a transcript of the gene slc23a1, whose product is annotated as solute carrier family 23 member 1. Bases 855 to 2756 code for a protein of 633 amino acids. Gene Ontology annotation, cellular component: membrane. NCBI's taxonomy places the organism in Eukaryota, Metazoa, Chordata, Actinopteri, Siluriformes, Ictaluridae. Gene Ontology annotation, biological process: transmembrane transport. The record is from RefSeq and is a predicted model, not a curated record. Gene Ontology annotation, molecular function: transmembrane transporter activity. The transcript has 14 exons.
UUUUGGGCUUGAUUGUGGUUAAAGGUUUGUUUUGUUUUUUUAAAAUCCAUUUGCUUCCUUUGUGCUUAACGAUAAUUUGAUGUAGGUUUCACAUAAUAUUUAUACCCAAGGAAACAAGAAAUUGUCAAAGGCAAUAAUAGUUCCUGAUAACUGUAAGCAAAACUGUGAACAAAAUGUUUGCAUUUAUUUUACACAUACCUGAGAGGUGCCAAUAUUGAGAAAAUACUAGAAGAAAAAAAGGAAGUUUCAAUUAAAAAUGAUUUGUUUAGAGUAAAGAUAAAUUUGUCCUCCAGAUAUUUAAGGGGAAAUGUUUCAUCAUUGUGUGUAGUGUUCUUUUUACAAUCAUUUUGGAAAUUAUUUUAAAGGGUGCCAAUACUUUUGAAGUGUAGGUCUAUUUUAUGUGGGUUUGACAGUCGGUCUAAAUGAAUAGCCCAAAGUUUUUCUCACUGCUCUCAGUCUUUAUUUCACUAAUAAUGAUGGAUUGAGCUCCAUGCUUUCUCUCUUGUGGCAUUAGUAGUUGGAGAAUUCUUUGUUUAAUGGGAGGAGUUGAUCAUAUGUAGGAAAAAGCUUCGUGAAAACUCUUCCUCAAGCCAAUCAUUACUCCCACAUAACCACACAAAGCCUAAUCUCACGUUUUAUCACGUCGCCUUGUUUUUCCUCGUUUGCUGAGUGUGAAGCAUCUUCCAUCGCUUCACACGUUCUGCUUUCUCAGAAAGCAGCUCUUGAAUGCUCACUGAUGUGCCGGGCUGAGUAAAGUCCAGCCAGAGGCAGAUCAUUAACCUGCUUAAUCUAUCCCUGCUCCUCUCUCCUCUAUAAAGCCCUGUUGGAAGACGUGUGAAUAAGGACUCAGUAACAUGGGCCCCGCAGAGCCCACGCUUACGUCCAGCCUCCACAGAUCAAGGAAGCACUCCAACGCAGCAGCUGACCCUGAGUUGCCCCUUGAAGAUGGCCGUGUGCAGGACCUGGCUUCUGAGGAGGUCGAGGGCAGUGAACAGCUCUCUAGAGUCAAUGCACAGACACUGGGCUUUGAUAUGAUCUACAGAAUCGAGGAUGUACCACCCUGGUAUUUGUGUAUUUUGCUGGGACUACAGCACUACCUGACAUGUUUCAGCGGCACCAUCGCUGUGCCUUUCCUACUGGCUGAGGCCAUGUGUGUGGGCCGAGAUCAGUACACUGUAAGCCAGCUAGUCGGGACGAUUUUCACCUGUGUGGGCAUUACUACUCUUAUACAAACCACUUUUGGUGUCAGGUUGCCCCUGUUUCAGGCCAGUGCUUUUGCUUUCCUCAUCCCUGCCCAGGCCAUUCUAAGACUGGAGAGGUGGAAGUGUCCUCCUGAAGAGGAGAUUUAUGGAAACUGGAGCCUACCCCUCAAUACCACACAUAUCUGGCAGCCCCGGAUUAGAGAGAUCCAGGGGGCCAUUAUUGUGUCUAGUCUGGUGGAAGUGGUAAUUGGGCUGGUGGGAAUUCCUGGACUCCUGCUCAAUGCCAUCGGGCCUCUAACCGUCACGCCAACCGUGUCCCUGAUUGGCCUGUCCGUGUUCCAAACUGCUGGAGACCGUGCAGGCAGCCACUGGGGCCUCUCUCUGCUAUGCAUCUUCUUCAUUCUGCUUUUUGCUCAGUAUCUCAGAAAUUGGGCUGUCCCCUUUCCCUUUUAUUCGAGACAGAAAGGCUGUCACACCUCCCGUUUCCAGAUCUUCAAGAUGUUUCCGAUCAUCAUGGCUAUCAUGCUGGUGUGGUUCGUGUGUUAUAUCCUCACGUUGACGGAUGUGUUGCCCAAGGACCCGGAUAUGUAUGGCUACAAGGCUCGAACUGAUGCCAGGGGGGAGAUCAUGUCCCAAGCGCCAUGGUUUCGCAUGCCCUAUCCCUGUCAAUGGGGUUUACCCACAGUGACUGUAGCUGGUGUGCUGGGAAUGUUUAGUGCCACUUUAGCUGGCAUAGUGGAGUCUAUUGGAGACUACUAUGCAUGUGCCCGUCUUGCUGGAGCACCCCCACCUCCUGUUCAUGCCAUCAACAGAGGGAUCUUCACGGAGGGUGUGUGCUGCAUCAUAGCAGGCUUAUUGGGAACAGGAAAUGGCUCCACUUCCUCCAGUCCUAAUAUUGGGGUGCUUGGCAUUACCAAGGUGGGCAGUAGGAGAGUGGUGCAGUAUGGGGCACUCAUAAUGUUUCUAUUAGGGACCAUUGGGAAGUUCACAGCCUUGUUUGCCUCACUGCCGGAUCCAGUGCUUGGAGGCUUGUUCUGCACCUUGUUUGGUAUGAUCACAGCUGUGGGUUUGUCUAACCUGCAGAGUGUGGAUCUAAACUCCUCACGAAACCUUUUUGUCCUGGGGUUCUCCAUGUUCUCUGGCCUUAUGCUCCCCAAUUACCUGGAAACUCACCCAGGCAGCAUCAAGACAGGUGUCCCAGAGCUGGAUCAAAUCCUUACAGUUCUCCUGACCACAGAGAUGUUUGUUGGAGGAUUCUUAGCAUUUCUUCUGGACAACACCAUUCCAGGCACAAAAAAAGAGCGCGGUCUCACCGACUGGAAGGCUAAGGACUCCUCAGAAAUUGAUGGUGUCACUUCAGACACUUAUAAUUUCCCAGUCGGCAUGGGGAUGGUAAGACGGCUUGAUUGUCUUCGGUACCUGCCCAUCUGCCCCACUUUUCAGGGCUUUAAGAUGUGUCGGCGCAAAAAAAGCUUGUGUAAGGAACUGAACAAUAAGAGUGAUGAAAGUGCAGUGAGGAACAUUCCAGAGAUUGCAAACUGCACCAAAGUGUAGACUUGUAUUCUCAUAUGUCAUUGUAUCUUACAUUUUAUACACUGCUGAAUUUUCAUAUCUGGAAAAAAUAAAAUUUUUCUUUGUUAAUGAA